UCAUAGACAUGAUUGCGGAGGAUUGGGUAAAACCAAAAAAUACGCAAGAGAGAAAUAUAAUGAUCAGAAGAGCGCAGAGUGCACGCAUAAUUAUUACGUGCGCAUAUUGCAUUAUGGUAGUAACAUGCAUUUUUGUUAUUAUUCUACCUGCCUUUGGAAUAUCAAUGAGAGAAACGACCAACAUUACUGAUCCAGGCAGACCAAUGCCUCUACAAAGUCAUUACAUUUACGAUGUAACAAAACGACCGUAUUACGAACUGACGUUUAUCAGUCAAUCUAUUUAUAUUAUUCUUGCCAUGAUGUCCUAUAGUGGUAUUGAUAAUUUUCUCGGACUGUUAGCUUUUCAUAUAUCCGGCCAACUGGAUAUUCUCAAAGAACGUUUGAUACACUCGGAUGAAUACAUUAACUCUUAUGACAUAUUAAAGAAAUGCAUGGCAGAACACAUUCGUUUACUUAGAGCCAUUGCCAUUAUUGAAGAUGCGUAUAAUAUAAUACUUCUCUCAUUAUUUGUAUACUUUGGAAUACACUUCUCUUUCUACGGUUUCCGCAUAAUUAAUCUAUUUGACGAAGAAAAUGACUUGUCUGUCACUCAGUUGGCAUACUUUAUAUCCAUAUUGCUUAAUUUAUUUGGACAUAUGGGUCUAUAUUGUGCUGUCGGUGAGUUUAUAGUGAUCCAAUGUAAUGAAAUAUAUUAUGCGGCCUACAGUACUAAAUGGUAUUCCGCGGAUCCAAAAAUUGCACGAGAUUUAUUGUUUUUGCUUACAAGUAGAGAUGCGCACGAGACGAGAUAAAUCUCGAUCUUGUCUCGAUCUCGUCUCGAAAUCGAGACGAGAUU
Messenger RNA from Wasmannia auropunctata (little fire ant), 835 nucleotides. Its product is annotated as odorant receptor 33b-like. Gene Ontology annotation, molecular function: odorant binding; olfactory receptor activity. Gene Ontology annotation, cellular component: plasma membrane. The transcript has 4 exons. Gene Ontology annotation, biological process: sensory perception of smell; detection of chemical stimulus involved in sensory perception of smell. The coding region runs from base 9 to 791 and encodes 260 amino acids. The record is from RefSeq and is a predicted model, not a curated record. Lineage: Eukaryota; Metazoa; Arthropoda; Insecta; Hymenoptera; Formicidae.